Messenger RNA from Saccharomyces kudriavzevii IFO 1802, 1134 nucleotides. RefSeq names its product malate dehydrogenase MDH2 (gene MDH2). Bases 1 to 1134 code for a protein of 377 amino acids. Gene Ontology annotation, cellular component: cytoplasm. NCBI's taxonomy places the organism in Eukaryota, Fungi, Ascomycota, Saccharomycetes, Saccharomycetales, Saccharomycetaceae. Gene Ontology annotation, biological process: tricarboxylic acid cycle; malate metabolic process. The record is from RefSeq and is a predicted model, not a curated record. The transcript has a single exon. Gene Ontology annotation, molecular function: L-malate dehydrogenase (NAD+) activity.
AUGCCUCACUCAGUCACCCCAUCCAUUGAACAAGAUUCUUUAAAAAUUGCCAUUUUAGGUGCCGCUGGAGGUAUCGGGCAAUCGUUGUCACUGCUUUUGAAGGCUCAGUUGCAAUAUCGGUUGAAGGAGAGUAACCGCACCGUUACCCACAUCCAUCUCGCUCUCUACGAUGUUAACCAAGAGGCCGUCAAUGGUGUCACUGCUGACUUGUCUCACAUAGACACUCCUAUUUCUGUGUCCAGCCACUCCCCCGCAGGCGGCAUUGAGAACUGUUUGAAUAACGCUUCCAUUGUUGUUAUCCCUGCAGGUGUUCCUAGAAAGCCAGGUAUGACUCGCGAUGACUUGUUCAACGUGAACGCCGGUAUUAUAAGCCAAUUAGGCGAUUCUAUUGCCGAAUGCUGCGACCUUUCCAAGGUCUUUGUCCUUGUGAUUUCCAACCCUGUCAAUUCUCUGGUCCCCGUGAUGGUUUCUAACAUUCUCAAGAAUCAUCCUCAAUCCAGAAAUUCUGGUAUCGAAAGAAGAAUCAUGGGUGUUACUAAGCUCGACAUUGUAAGAGCUUCCACUUUCCUACGCGAGAUAAACAUCGAAUCCGGGCUCACUCCCCGUGUCAAUUCCAUGCCUGACGUGCCCGUAAUCGGCGGACAUUCCGGCGAGACUAUCAUUCCAUUGUUUUCUCAAUCAAACUUUUUAUCCAGAUUGAAUACGGACCAAUUGAAGUAUCUAAUACAUAGAGUUCAGUACGGUGGCGAUGAAGUGGUCAAGGCCAAGAACGGUAAAGGCAGUGCCACGUUAUCCAUGGCCCACGCGGGUUACAAGUGUGUCGCCCAAUUUGUUUCUCUACUAUUGGGUAACAUUGACCAAAUUCACGGAACCUACUACGUGCCAUUGAAAGAUGCGAAUAACUUCCCCGUAGCACCUGGCGCAGACCAAUUACUACCACUAGUGGACGAUGCAGCCUACUUUGCCGUGCCCUUAACCAUCACUACGAAAGGUGUCUCCUACGUGGAUUACGACAUCGUUAAUAGAAUGAACGAAAUGGAGCGCAACGAAAUGUUGCCAAUCUGUGUUUCCCAAUUAAAGAAGAACAUUGAAAAGGGCUUGGAAUUCAUCGCAUCGAGAUCUGCUUCGACUUAA